Messenger RNA from Funneliformis caledonium, 1708 nucleotides. NCBI's taxonomy places the organism in Eukaryota, Fungi, Glomeromycota, Glomeromycetes, Glomerales, Glomeraceae. The record is from the annotation of a GenBank genome assembly.
AUGAAGUGCCUUCAACAUAAAACUCUCGUUCAUAUUCCGUUGUUGAAUAUGGACCUUGUAUUCUAUUAUUUGCGAAAAGCUAUCUUAGAGGAGCUUCCUAACGCUGAGAAUGUAAAAGCCAUCCAACUCACUCUAUGGAGGGUCAAAGUUGCUUCAAGUGUAUUUAGGAAUAAGGACAUUGACAUUGAUACUUAUUUAAACGAUGAAUUAGAAGAUUCAUCGGAUACAGUUGGAAAUGCAUUUCAAAACGUUGAAGGAAGUAAUAUUCGAGUUGUUGUCGGUGUUCCCGUUACUGGAUUUGACAAUAAUAGCCAUGAAGGCUACCUCCAUAAAAAUAUGCUUUCUGCACUAUUUAAAAAGGUUAUUGGAAAUCCCUGGCUCUUCUUAAUGGGCAAUUCCGGAACAUAUGGAAUUUACUUUUCAUUAAAUGCCGGAAAUGGUUUCAGAAACUUGAGAUCUCAAGACAUGAACAUUUCUAUCACUGAUUUAGGCAAAUACUUAACUGCUAACGACCCUAAAAAAUACACACAGUUCCAUAAACAGCGAAAUUUUACACUAAAGAAUUGGCUUAUAUUGCAACUCUUGUCAAGGAAACUUGAUGGAGAUGACUUCUGGAUUACCAUUUCAUGUCAAAAGCAAUUACUAAUUGCAAUUGAUGAAUCACAAGCAAUCAUCAUUAAUGCAGGGAAUUUAUGUCUUGUAUUAUCAGAAACAGGAAUGAGUUUUGAUGAUAUCAAACUUCAUGCUGCCUCUACUAUUGCUAAAUCUGGUGAUGCCACAUUCAGGAAUUUUUUCAGUAUAUAUGAUGGGUUUUACGAAUGUAAUGAGAUGAGCAAGUUUAUUUGGCGAUUUUUACCACUAGAUAAUAAGCUAAUAAAAAGUACCUUCAAUAUAUUUCAGGAUCACCAACGAUUUAUAGUCCAGUUUUUGGAACAUGCUCUAUUAGAUACAUCCUCAAUGUUCCAGAAUGAUGUGAAUAAAAAUGUGGAGAUUUGGCAACGUAAUGCAUUUAAUUUCAUAAUUACUACCUUCAUAAAAUCAUGUUUUCCUAAUUUACGUAAAAAGAAAGAAGCAUGGAAUAAAGUGCUGAAUAUUAUGAUUCUUAACUUGUUUUCUUAUCAUACAAAGUUAGUGAAAGGAAAUGGAAUUGCAGAAAUAGUUCAAUAUGAAUUUGCCCAACUUUGCAGUUUCAAAGGCUUAUAUGAUUUAAAUACUUUUCAAAUGGAUGUCAUUUCAGUACAAAUAGCAGAACUGAUUUCCAUCUUGACGUUUAGAGACUAUAUGAAAAAGACUCCUAAUGAAUUUAAGGCUAAAUUAUUAGAAAAUCUAUGUUCAGUUCAUUAUAAUGCAUCAUGCGCAGUCUCUUGUAAAACAACUAUUCGUAACUUUGAUGACAAAAACUUAACCAUACUUUAUUUAAAUGGUAAUAUGAAGAAGGAAAAUCCACCUGAUUUUUUCAAGAAUCUCACUAUUACUUUUUUUAUGCUGAAAAAAGUUGCUAGUCCAGAUUUAACAAAACUAAUAAAAGGUACACCUAGUGUCACAACUAAAGAUACAACAGAUUUGCAUCAUUUCUAUCCUUAUGGAGAAAAACGAAUUGAGACGAAAAAGAGGCUAAGAAAAGAAGUGCUUGAUUGCUUAAAAUCUAAGUAUUAUAAGGAUUCACAACCAAGAAGAUCAGUAGCUUCUAAUUUUAAUGACCCAAAAG